CCAAAUCUGUCCCCGCGCAGCCGCCGCCGCCGGGCGCCGAACGGGGCGGCCGCCCUCCCCGAGGCGCGCCUGCGCACGUUCCCACGCACGCUCCGGUGUACGGCGGCGGCCAGGGGUCGCGAGCCGGUGGAGGACCCGCGCGCGGAGGAGCCCGCAGAGUCAGCGCUUCUUCCCUCCCUCCCCUAUUCCCCUCCCCGCUCCCUCCCCCCCCCAAGAAUGUUCCGCUACGAGUCUUUGGAGGAUUGUCCUCUGGAUGAAGAUGAAGAUGCAUUUCAGGGCCUGGGUGAGGAAGAUGAAGAGAUUGAUCAAUUCAAUGAUGAUACAUUUGGGUCAGGUGCAGUUGACGAUGAUUGGCAGGAAGCACAUGAGCGCCUGGCUGAAUUGGAAGAAAAGCUACCCGUGGCGGUUAAUGAACAAACAGGCAAUGGAGAAAGGGAUGAGAUGGACUUGUUGGGUGAUCAUGAGGAGAAUCUGGCAGAAAGGCUCAGUAAGAUGGUGAUUGAAAAUGAACUAGAAGAUCCAGCUAUCAUGAGGGCAGUACAGACCAGGCCAGUGUUGCAACCCCGACCAGGAAGUCUCAAUUCCAGCAUCUGGGAUGGAUCUGAAGUUCUGAGGCGAAUCCGAGGACCACUGCUUGCUCAGGAAAUGCCUACAGUGUCUGUGUUAGAAUAUGCCUUGCCUCAGAGGCCCCCACAGGGCCCAGAAGAUGAUCGGGACGUUUCUGAGCGUGCAUUACCGAGGCGGUCAACUUCGCCUAUCAUUGGGAGUCCUCCUGUUAGAGCUGUCCCCAUAGGCACCCCACCUAAGCAGAUGGCUGUACCCAGCUUCAACCAACAGGUUCUGUGUCCGAAGCCUGUCCAUGUUCGACCCCCAAUGCCACCACGCUAUCCUGCUCCCUACAGUGAGAGGAUGUCUCCAAACCAGCUCUGCAGUGUCCCGAACUCUUCCCUACUGGGUCACCCUUUCCCUCCUAGUGUUCCUCCUGUUCUCAGCCCCCUCCAGAGAGCGCAGCUUCUUGGAGGAGCACAGCUACAGCCUGGACGGAUGUCUCCCAGCCAGUUUGCACGGGUCCCUGGAUUUGUUGGUAGUCCACUUGCUGCCAUGAAUCCCAAGUUGCUGCAAGGGCGAGUUGGGCAGAUGCUUCCCCCAGCACCAGGCUUCCGUGCCUUCUUUAGUGCUCCAGCCCCUGCUACACCGCCUCCUCCUCAGCAGCACCCUCCUGGCCCAGGGCCUCACCUGCAAAACCUAAGAUCACAGGCCCCAAUGUUUAGACCAGACACAACCCACCUUCAUCCACAGCACCGUCGACUCUUGCAUCAGAGACAGCAACAGAAUAGGAAUCAGCAUCGGAAUCUCAACGGUGCAGGAGAUAGAGGAAGUCACCGGAGCAGUCAUCAGGAUCAUCUCCGAAAGGAUCCAUAUGCCAAUCUCAUGUUGCAGCGAGAAAAGGAUUGGGUCUCUAAAAUCCAGAUGGUGCAGCUGCAAAGCACUGAUCCCUACCUGGAUGAUUUUUAUUACCAGAAUUAUUUUGAAAAACUGGAGAAACUGUCAGCUGCUGAAGAAGUGCAAGGUGAUGGCCCAAAAAAGGAGCGCACCAAGCUCAUUACCCCUCAGGUGGCCAGACUGGAGCACGCCUAUAAGCCAGUGCAGUUUGAGGGCUCUUUGGGAAAGCUUACUGUCUCUAGUGUGAAUAAUCCCCGAAAAAUGAUUGAUGCUGUUGUGACAUCUCGGAGUGAGGAUGAUGAGACAAAAGAAAAACAGGUUCGGGACAAAAGACGAAAAACCCUUGUCAUAAUUGAGAAGACCUAUAGUUUACUCCUUGAUGUGGAGGAUUAUGAAAGGCGUUACCUCCUAAGUCUGGAAGAAGAGCGACCUGCCCUGAUGGAUGAAAGAAAGCACAAAAUUUGUAGCAUGUAUGACAACUUAAGGGGGAAAUUGCCUGGACAGGAGAGGCCCAGUGAUGACCACUUUGUACAGAUCAUGUGCAUCAGAAAAGGGAAGAGAAUGGUUGCCCGUAUUCUUCCUUUCCUCUCCACAGAGCAAGCAGCUGACAUUCUCAUGACAACAGCCAGGAACCUCCCUUUCCUUAUCAAGAAGGAUGCACAAGAUGAGGUGCUGCCAUGCUUAUUGAGUCCCUUCUCUCUUCUCCUCUAUCAUCUUCCAUCAGUGGCUGUCACCAGCCUUCUGCAACAGCUAAUGAACCUACCUCAGAGUGCAGCUGCACCAGCACCCUCCAAUCCUCACCUCGCUGCUGUGCUCCAGAACAAGUUCGGCCUGUCACUGCUCCUCCUCGUGCUGAGCCGGGGGGAAGACCUGCAGGGCUCAGACCCCACUUCAGAAUCAACGCAGAGCAACCAGUGGACGGAGGUGAUGUUCCUGGCAACCCGAGAACUUCUGCGGAUCCCCCAGGCAGCCCUGGCCAAGCCAGUCUCUAUACCCACAAAUCUAGUAUCCCUGUUUUCUCGUUACGUUGACCGACAGAAACUGAACUUGCUGGAGACAAAACUGCAGCUAGUUCAGGGGAUACGAUAAAAGAGCUCCACAUGUGUCCUGUACCUCCUUUUGGCUGCCACCUGCACUGCUGCCACCACCAAUGGAGUGUUGUUUUUAAUGAGGGAGGGAAGGUAGCUUAUUCCCCAGAGCGCCUUGUGGGACCGAUUCCUGUUCACAGGGGUUGGCUCUGAAUGCCAGGUAUUUCCCCACUGGUCUGUGAAAUGUGGCUGGGUGAUACUUCUGCUGGUUUCUUCUUACCGUCUGUGUUACAAUUCUGCAUGUCCUACUUUUACCCAAUUCUUCUCAAUUUUGCAUUUUCUUUGCCCUAGAAACACAAAUAUAAUCUCUCCCUUUAUCCCACUACCACUACUCCAGUUCAGAGUAGAUUGUAGCUUGCCAAAGGAUUCCUUCCCUCAUCCUACUGAAGUCUUUUUUCAUUGUCCCAUAUUAAUAUGACUGUAGGAGAGCCAAUUAAGUAGAAGUCUAUAUAUAUGCGCGCACACACCCCCC
Lagenorhynchus albirostris (white-beaked dolphin) is the source of this 3003-nucleotide messenger RNA. It is a transcript of the gene PATL1, whose product is annotated as PAT1 homolog 1, processing body mRNA decay factor. Gene Ontology annotation, biological process: deadenylation-dependent decapping of nuclear-transcribed mRNA; P-body assembly. The transcript has 19 exons. The record is from RefSeq and is a predicted model, not a curated record. Gene Ontology annotation, cellular component: P-body. Gene Ontology annotation, molecular function: RNA binding. Lineage: Eukaryota; Metazoa; Chordata; Mammalia; Artiodactyla; Delphinidae. Bases 217 to 2532 code for a protein of 771 amino acids.